This is a messenger RNA of Saccharomyces paradoxus, 654 nucleotides long. RefSeq names its product v-SNARE protein VTI1 (gene VTI1). Gene Ontology annotation, molecular function: SNARE binding; SNAP receptor activity. The transcript has a single exon. NCBI's taxonomy places the organism in Eukaryota, Fungi, Ascomycota, Saccharomycetes, Saccharomycetales, Saccharomycetaceae. The record is from RefSeq and is a predicted model, not a curated record. Bases 1 to 654 code for a protein of 217 amino acids. Gene Ontology annotation, biological process: retrograde transport, endosome to Golgi; macroautophagy; Golgi to vacuole transport. Gene Ontology annotation, cellular component: SNARE complex; ER to Golgi transport vesicle membrane; endoplasmic reticulum membrane.
AUGAGUUCCCUAUUAAUAUCAUACGAAUCAGAUUUCAAAACAACCUUAGAACAGGCUAAAGUGAGCUUAUCGGAGGCCCCCUCACAACCGUUGUCACAGAGAAAUAAUACACUGAAGCAUGUAGAACAGCAACAAGAGGAGUUGUUUGACCUGCUGGAUCAGAUGGACGUAGAAGUUAAUAACAGUAUAGGCGAUGCUUCAGAACGCGCUACAUACAAGGCGAAAUUAAGAGAAUGGAAGAAGACCAUACAGAGCGAUAUCAAAAGACCACUACAGUCUCUAGUGGACUCAGGCGAUCGCGAUAGACUUUUUGGAGAUCUUAACGCAUCUAAUAUUGAUGAUGACCAAAGGCAACAGUUGUUGAGCAACCAUGCAAUUUUACAGAAAUCAGGAGAUAGAUUAAAAGAUGCCAGUAGAAUAGCAAAUGAAACUGAAGGAGUAGGGUCACAAAUAAUGAUGGAUUUAAGGUCACAGAGAGAGACUUUGGAAAACGCAAGGCAAACCUUGUUUCAAGCAGAUUCAUACGUGGAUAAGAGCAUAAAAACACUAAAAACAAUGACUAGAAGGCUGGUUGCCAACAAAUUUAUAAGCUAUGCUAUUAUUGCCGUCCUAAUAUUAUUGAUUUUGCUAGUUUUGUUUUCAAAAUUUAAGUAA